Sinocyclocheilus grahami is the source of this 1741-nucleotide messenger RNA. Its product is annotated as globoside alpha-1,3-N-acetylgalactosaminyltransferase 1-like. Bases 81 to 1031 code for a protein of 316 amino acids. NCBI's taxonomy places the organism in Eukaryota, Metazoa, Chordata, Actinopteri, Cypriniformes, Cyprinidae. Gene Ontology annotation, molecular function: hexosyltransferase activity. Gene Ontology annotation, cellular component: membrane; Golgi apparatus; vesicle. Gene Ontology annotation, biological process: carbohydrate metabolic process. The record is from RefSeq and is a predicted model, not a curated record. The transcript has 5 exons.
CAUGCCCAAUACUUCACUCUCUUUUUCCAGUUCAGUCCACCAAGUGAGUACGGUCACAAGACCAAGCUGAUAUUACAAUAAUGCGAUUCCGUCAGAUUUUUCAUUUCUUCCUUCUUGGAAUGUUUGUUGGCUUGUCACUGAGUGGCCUCAUUUACUGGGGAUUCACCUCCAUUUGGUAUGGAAAUCAUCUAACAGGUAACCUGGGUCGGACAGAUGUUGCUUCUGUGACACCAUGGUUAGCCCCAAUUGUAUGGGAGGGAACCUUUGACUCCACAGUGAUUGACUCUAUCUACAAACAACAAAACAUCACCAUUGCGACCACUGUCUUCGCUUUGGGAAAAUAUACACGUUUUCUCAAAGAUUUCCUGGAAUCAGCAGAGGAGCAUUACUUUGUUGGAUUUCGAGUGCAUUACCACCUGUUUACAGAUCGAGCGGAGGAAGUUCCUGAUGUAAAACUAGGUCAAGAACGUUACCUGACAGUAAAGAAGGUUCCGAGUAUGAACAGAUGGCAGGACAUCAGUAUGAGCAGGAUGGAAAUACUGGAGAAACUAAUAGAGAAUGAACUGGCCAGUGAGGCCGACUAUAUUUUCUGCCUUGACGUAGAUACAAGGUUCUAUGGUCGUUGGGGUGUGGAGUCUUUGGGUCGUCUGGUUGGUGUGAUACAUCCUUGGUUCUUUAAUGUUCCAAGGUUCAUAUUCACAUAUGAGCGUAGACCAGAUUCUCAAGCAUACAUUCCAGCUGGAGAGGGUGAUUAUUAUUUUACUGGCGCUGCAUUUGGCGGCUCACUGGAGGAUGUACAUCAUCUCACCAAAACCUGCCGGGAGCAGAUGAACAUUGAUAUUGCAAACACUAUUGAGGCGAUAUGGCACGAGGAGUCUCACUUGAACAAGUAUUUCCUUUAUAACAAACCCAGUAAACUGCUUUCACCUGAAUAUCUGUGGCGGGACAUUAGUAUGAGUUCAGGCCAAGUGAAGAUAAUUCGCCUCUCUCAUGUUGCUAAAAACAAUGCUGAAGUUCGUCCAAACUUGUAGCACUUUUGUUAAAGUUUAUAUCCACAUCAACAUGUUGAGUUUCACGAGAAAAAAAAUUCUUAUUCGUUAGUUUUCGGUCAAACUGGUUUUAACAGCCUUUGCUCUUGAAAAAAAAAAAGUUUGUAGAUUGCAAAUUUGAUUAAAAAACAUGAUUCAAGUGAGUUAUGUUUCCACAGAGACAUCUAACUGAAAGACAUUGUACAGUUUUGAUUAUGGAUCAUGAAUGUCAAAUCCUGUUUUUAGGAUUUCGGUAUCUUCUCUAUCUUUUUCUAGUUAAAAACAAAAUCCGGUUUAAGAUCCUUAAAACAACAUUAAUUUACCUGUGAAGCAAAUGGUAUGAAAAUAAGACCUGUUUCUUGACAUCAAGUAAAAUGUGUUUUCUUUCUGUUUGGAGAAUUUGUUUACUUGUUUUAAGCAUAAAAUUCAUUACAUGUUUUAUGCUUAUUAUGCAUUUACCUCAAAAUACCGAAAACACACAUAAUAAACCUAAACAGUAACACUUGUAAGAAUGUAUUUCUUAAGCCAUAAAUGUAUAAAAAAUGUAGCUGCUACUUAUAUAAUUAUGCUACAUUUGAGAAAACUUUAAACAUAAUAAAACUAAUGAUAAUACAUUAUUCAAAUUAGAUCAAAAACAGUAUUCAAAACAUCCAAUUUACUGAAUAUCCCACAAGCUGUAAUUUUGCCUUUGUCUUAUGCUGUUUCACAUGUGU